AGCAAUCAAACAAACAACAUCUUUCUUUACAAUAUACACACACACAAUAUAUCUAUUUUUGGAUUAUUUAUCAUCAAACAUGAACUCCAACAACAUCACCAACACCAUGUACAACAACAACACUUCUUACAAGAACCAAACUUAUACCAUCUACAAGUCUAAAGUAUCACCUUCACGACGUCUUAAGAAUAUGUUGAAACCAGUUUUGGGUCGUAUCUUCAAGUCUAAGACUCAUAAACCUAAGCGCAGCUCUUACAUUGCUUCCGAGGAAAAGGAAAGUGAAUUCGAUUGGCUUAACAAUGAUAUGGAUAACAUGGCUAAUGAACAUUUGGAAAAUCGUCUUAUGGAAGAAUUACAACACAGUGAAUCUGGUGAAGCUAUUGUGGUCAUCAAUGAAGAUGGUACCCGCCAAUUGGAAUUCAUUGAUAAAGAUGAUCUCUAUGUUCCAGUUCACUUUGCUCGCACCAAUGCUGGUACAUUCUUUUGGACUUCAGUGCAAAAGGAAACCGUAGAACCCUAUCAAAUUGAAUGGAAUUUCCUCGAUAGAUGGGCUCAAGCUUAGAUUCUUUACUUACAAAAACUUGAAUCUUAAGAUUUUUGGGUUUAAUCAUCGAAACAACUGGGGUUUUCUUUUAACACUCAUCAGCAGCAGCUCCUUGGCUUUUUAUUACCUACAACAUGGGAAUUUUCUUCAAACGGCUUAGUCUGGCUACUUCGACUUUGCCUUUGGCUCUCAACAGAAAAUAUAACAUUAAUGGGAAAAGCUUCAAUGGUUAGCAGCUCAUUUAACACGGGUUUAAAGCUUUUAGUUAAAGCUCAGCUUUUAUUAUAUACAAAAAAGUUGUUGAUCUUUUAUUAUAAAAGUUUUAUUUAAAGUAAAUUUUUAAUACUACUUUUUUCUUUUGGAAAAAAGUUUGUUAUUAAAAAAAAAAUAUUUAAAAAAUUUUAACAUUUUUUGUCAUUAACUAAAGAAAUUGUUCAAGAUUUUAUAUUAAAAUCAAAAAGAAAAUGUUUUAGCUUUUUUUAUUAACUUAAAAAAAUGUUAUAAAACUUAAUAUUUGUAUAUUAAUUUAAGAAAAAAAAUUAAAAAUAUAAAAAAUA
Lucilia cuprina (Australian sheep blowfly) is the source of this 1101-nucleotide messenger RNA. It is a transcript of the gene Ocho, whose product is annotated as enhancer of split malpha protein. The record is from RefSeq and is a predicted model, not a curated record. The transcript has a single exon. The coding region runs from base 80 to 562 and encodes 160 amino acids. NCBI's taxonomy places the organism in Eukaryota, Metazoa, Arthropoda, Insecta, Diptera, Calliphoridae. Gene Ontology annotation, biological process: sensory organ development; Notch signaling pathway.